This is a messenger RNA of Fusarium mangiferae, 3516 nucleotides long. RefSeq lists its product as uncharacterized. The transcript has 6 exons. The record is from RefSeq and is a predicted model, not a curated record. Bases 1 to 3516 code for a protein of 1171 amino acids. Gene Ontology annotation, molecular function: protein binding. Lineage: Eukaryota; Fungi; Ascomycota; Sordariomycetes; Hypocreales; Nectriaceae.
AUGUCGUCGACCAGUCUGCCACAAGAAGGCUUUCGAUUCAAAUUACGCCAGCGGCUGAAUCUCUUCCGUCAUCGUAGUGACAAUCGUAGUUUGGAGGCUUCGACAGGUACUGGUGCUAUCGCAGCUAGUCCUCACACCCCUUCUACAAAUGCCCCUUCUACGAGGCACACGAGCAGUGCUGUUCAGGGUGAGACAGCCACCGCUAUUGACCAAACCGAAGAAAACACCGACCUCGCUGUAAUUCCUGUAAUUGGUUCAGUGCUCCAAGAUGGCCCUCCUUCUACUACUGUCUCUGGCACGGCCGUUGCGUCCUCUUCUGCCCUUACUACUGAGGUGGUAACCACUCCUGAACCCGGAAUUGAGGUGGCCGUUACUCCUUCAGACCUUUGGAGUAAGGCUUACGAGGAGGCAGUACAGAACAUGGGUCAGGAUGUGGACGUUGCCAUCCUUAAGGGAGAAAGCAUCGCGCAGCUAUUCAAAGAUCUCGAGGGUGUUGACAAGGAUGCAACCAACGAUUCCGUAUUUCUGCGAGGAGUGCGAUAUUUGAGUUCCAUACAGGUGCCGUUGGAACGGUUCAAGUUAGCAUUAGACCUGACAACGCCCCUAACAGCCCUUGAGCCCACUACUUCUACCGUCUUUGGAGUUAUUAGAGGUGUUACAGCGGUAGCUAUCAGCAUUUCUACCGCCGAUCUUGAAUUCGCCAAAAAGAUUGGAGAAAUGUUGGAGCAGAUUUCGUAUAUUGAUGAUUGUGAUACUCUCGGUCAGAGAGAAGGCAGAACAGACAUUCAUAGGGCACUCGUAUCGGUCUACCAGAAGCUUCUCGAGUUCUAUGUGUACGCCUACGAGUUUCUGUCGAAGAGAAGGACUAAACUGGUGUUGGCUGUGAUAUCAGAUACCGGCAAGUUACCAGAUAUCGUCAAAGACUUUUUGAAGCAAGCCGAGCAUCUCCGAAAGAUUGUUGAGAAAGCCACGUUUGAUAUAGUCCAAGACAUCAAAACCAUGCUUUACGACGAGAAAAUUUUUCAAUGGUUGGGUCGUGACAAGCUGUCCCAACAGAGUCGCCGCCACGUCGAAUUACAGUCCCUUCGAGCUGAUUCAGCUUGUGAAUUUAUUCUAGAACAGCCUGAAUUCAAAAGCUGGUAUCGAGCAUUUGAUUAUCAGCAGUUGGUCAUCCUUGGAGAUAUGGGAAGUGGCAAGAGCGUCAUGAUGAGCUUCCUCAUUGAUGAACUAUGUCGGCGGAGAAGCCAUCAACUGCCACAACCUAUGGUUUUGUACCACUACUGCCAGAAUGACGAAACGGGGCACGCACUACAAGACCUACUUAACGGAAAUUUCGAGCCUUCGACGAACGUCCAUAAGUUGGUUGGGUUCUUUCAGAGGACCGUUGAAGAACUUGAUCGGCCGCUUUAUCUAGUACUCGAUGGCAUGGACGAGUGCGACAUGAUAUCUCGGAACAUCCUUCUCAACUCGCUGCAAGGUCUGUCACAGAAGACCCCAGGGUUGAAAGUUGUGUUAUCUUCUCGACCCUGGGAAGAGAUACUGGACCAAGUAGGCGGGGUUCCAAAGAUCGAUAUCAGUACCGACCCGCAACGCGAUAGAAUCAUCGCCGAGAAGACCGUUGAAACGCAACUGGCUUUUCUAACUACGGAUAUCAAACAGCUCGUCGUGGAGAGACUUUCUGGUCUUGCGCAUGGAAGUGCUAUAUGGACGAGGAUGACAGUCGAGACCAUUGCUCGCCUUAAUAUAAGGGCAGUUGGCCGCAUGAAGAAGUUCCUAGAUAAUAUGCCACAGCCACGGAAUCUCUCUGAAUUAUACACCAAUCUAUUCUUUCGAUGUGCUGGGGAAGAACCAGAAGCCCAGAACAUGGCAGCUACGGCUUUGGAAAUUUUAGGCGUAGCUCGGAGGCGGCUAAGUAUUCUUGAACUUGCUUGGGCUGUCGCAUUGGGUAUGGCUGAUCCAGAUGUCACAACUGUCGCCCAGGUUGCCGAAGAAGUUGACGAGCGAGCUGUCAUGGCCCUCAUUCAACCGUUCGUUGCCAGCAUCGAUUUUAGCGAUCCCAAGAAACGCCAAAUCAUCAUUGUUCAUCAAUCAGCAAAGGAAUUCAUAUUAAGUGAAUUGACCUUAAGUCGGCAAAGGCUACAACAUGCGGAAAAAGUUCCCGCAGCAGGAGGGAAAUCAGCGUCCCCACCGAUCCCGUCAAAGCUGGAGAACAAUAUCUUCAAUGUUUGCGUCCGAUACCUGCUUCUUGACGAAAUCAACCAUGUUCCUCUGUUCUCUGAUGAGCAAAUGGCCGUUGAGGAACUGCCCCAAAAUUUAGAUCUAUUCAGCGACGACAACGAUGCCGCUGCCUACACUAUCGAUUGCUCGUGGGAGAAUUGGGAGGAGGGAAUGAUCCGAUACGAUCCGGCGGAUCGUGGAUUCGGCGAGUUUUUCGUUUAUGCCUCUUGCUACUGGAUAGAUCAUUUCAGGUGUGUCGUAGCAGAACCUCUCCCCGAUCUCAGAAGUAUCGAAAAAUUAUGCCAAGCCAACUCGACACGGUUGCACAACUGGACUAGUCAGAACAGUCGCCCGGAUUGUGUAGUGCAAGCAAGAUUUGAAUUCGACGGCAGCCUAUACGACCCCCUGAGCAUUACAUCACUCUAUGGGUCGGAAGAGCUGCUGCUUAAGAUGCUUGAAACAUCUGAAUUCGAAUCUCACGAGUUUUUGAUCAACACAGCUUUGCUCACUGUUGACCAGGUUCUUCAAUGGGGCGAUUUAUGUAGACUUCGAACGUUAUUUUUCGGACGUGGAACGGGACGCCAUCUUCAGAACCUUGACUUUUUCCGCCACAUCAUCGACUCUUGGCGCUUCUCCAACAAGCACUAUCGUCCAGAUUGGGAUGCUGUAUUUGAAAUCAUCAACGAUAUCCCCGACCUUCUAGUCCGAGAGGCAUGGGGUAAUGAACUCCUCUGCCUAGCUGCUGGUCAAGGCUGCCUGCCGAUCGUUGAACGCUUGAUGAGAAUCGCCCAGCAGAACAUUCAUCUCAAGCAAGAGCUAAUGUGUGAACCUCAGCGUCAGUCACGAAGCUCAUUUCACCGGACUCAUCAGUCUAUUGGAGAAGCCGCCCUGGCCGGCCAUAUCAGUGUUGUCGAGUACUUGUUACAGCAAGAAGGUAUUGACACACAUCUUCAUCAUCGCAAUGCGAACGGCGAAAAUGUCCUACAUCUAGCAUCUGUGCAAUGCAACCCCGCCAUAUUUCGGGCUUUAGCACCUCGCUUUCCGGACGGUAUAUUUCAAAGGGAUCACCAGGGUAGGACGGCUUUGAUGCGAGUUAUAGAAAGCUCCUCGACUCUACAGAACCGCAUAGAAUCAGCACAAACGCUCCUGUACCUGAUCGCAACUCAUCAGAGUGCACUGUCAACGAAGGAGCAGCAAGAGGCGCUACACAUAGCUGAACAAAUGCACGACAAGGAGAUGUGUGAACUAUUGGCCGAUUUCGAUGGGUGUAUGAAGAAUACAGGUAGUGUGAUAUCUUGA